Messenger RNA from Exophiala xenobiotica, 2213 nucleotides. RefSeq lists its product as uncharacterized. Gene Ontology annotation, molecular function: FAD binding. The record is from RefSeq and is a predicted model, not a curated record. Bases 302 to 2191 code for a protein of 629 amino acids. NCBI's taxonomy places the organism in Eukaryota, Fungi, Ascomycota, Eurotiomycetes, Chaetothyriales, Herpotrichiellaceae. The transcript is spliced from 2 exons.
CUUUAGGGCUUGGUUUUAUGAGUUCUCGUUGCUGUUCGCUUCUUUCCGCCGUUGGGACCAGCGGCACAGGUUUCCUUUCGAUUGCAGAAUUGUUGUCGAGAUCUUUGAUUGGCGGAUUCCAUUUGCUGGGUUCGGCUGGGUGGCACACCGGACUCACCUUGUACAGGCAUUGAGACGGGAAGAAAUAAAGCAAAGAAAAGGACGAGAUUCCACGUGUGAAAACGUGUUCGGUCAAACGGCACAAAGACCUAGGUACCUCUUGUUCAUCCAGACACGUAAACACCGGAGUGCAAUUGGAAGGAUGGCACCGCCGAACUCAGCGCCCUCAGACCUCGACGUCGAUGUUCUUAUCGUCGGGGCUGGGCCUGUUGGGCUCAACCUUGCGUAUCAGCUUCGGCGAUUCUCAUCACCGCCUGUAGCAUCUGGGGCGAAACCGAUUUCCGUCCACAUCAUCGAGAAACAUCCGAAACCGAUGCAGGAGGCAUUUGGGCGGGCCGUCACUUUCUGGCCUCGCUCGAUGGAGAUUUUGUCGCAAAUGGGCCUCGGUGAUCAGAUCACUCAGCAGUGUGUCGCGGUACGAACGUCGGCAGCAUACGACACGACUGGAACCGAGGUGUUUGGGCGGGGAUGGAGUUUCUUGGAAGGCAUUGAGGAUACGAGAUUCACGUUCGCCAGCGUAUUGCGGCAGAAGUUUGUCGAAGAUAUUUUCCGCGCCGAGUUGAAGAAGCUUGGCGUCGAGGUCAGCGAGAUGAAGAGCUUCGCCAGCCUCGAGGUCGAUGAGUCUGUGGCUCCGGGCGAGAAAGGUAGGGUCAAGGCCACCGUUGUCGACACGAGUGGUGGAGAGGGUAAUGAGAAAGAAUAUACAGUCAGAUGUCGCUAUGUGAUCGGUUGUGAUGGCUCCAGAACUGUGGUGCGAGGAGCCGCGGGUAUCGAGUCGGAUGGUGAUCGGACAGAGGACAAAUGGGUGAGGAUCGAUGGUGUGUUGAAGAGCACGACGAUGCCGAAGCCGAGGUCCUAUGGGGCCAUUGAAAGCCCGAUAUAUGGAAACGUGCUUUGGAUCCCGCUGGAUCAUGGAGCGACCAGAAUUGGCUUCGCACUGAACGAGGACAGGAGAAAAAUGUACAAAGAGCUGACCCAGGAAGUGUACAUUCAAGAGGCCAAACUUUCAGUCAAACCGUUCGACAUAGAGUACGAGAGGGUCGACUGGGCCAGUGUGUACAGUGUCGGACAGCGUGUUGCACGCACAUUCUGGGCGAAGGGAGCCGUCUUUGUCGCAGGAGAUGCAGCACACAGUCAUAGCUCUGGAGCGGGACAGGGCAUGAACGCCGGCAUGCAUGAUGCAGUCAACCUCGGCUGGAAGCUUGCACUGGUCCUGACCGGCGUACUAAAGCGUGACGUGUUGGAGACAUACUCUCUGGAAAGACAGCCGAACUCGAAGAAACUGAUCAAGUACGAUGAGGAUAUCAGCGUUCUGGUGUCUGGAAGAUUGCCCAAGGACUACUCAGGAGACCGGAGCGAAGAUCCAAAUGUCGUUCUGGGGAAGAUUUUGCAGCAGGCGAAGGGAUUCAAUACUGGACUCACCAUUGGGUUCGAGCCAAAUGUUGCGGUAAUGCGAGACGACAGCGCGGUGGACGAUCUAUCGAAUCUGGUAGCAAAGCGAUCCAUCAUUCCAGCUCCAGCCAUUCCAGGCUACCGGGCACCAGAUGUUCAAGUCUUGACACCAGCACUGUGGGAGCCUGUGUGGUUGCAAACUCUGAUGGCGAACUUGGCCCGGUUUUAUGUUUUGGUGUUUGUGGGCAAGUCAGCCAAGGCAAAGGAGCUGUUCAUGACGAUGAAGAUGGAUAUCCAGAAGAAUCAUCGCCUCUCACCCAGCAAGGCCCCCAUAACGGAAGCAAAGACAAAUGGUGUUCACUUGAAUGGAGAGUGGUCUCUAGCCGAAGAGUGGCCUGUGGACUUUGUGACCAUUCUGCCAGAGAAAGUCGGUAAUGCUUGGUUUGAGCUUGGGACGGAUCCGUUGGGCAGGGUAUAUUACGAUGGCGACGGCAGCGCAAAUAAGAGGUAUGGCGUAGAUGCCGAGACAGGAGCUGCCUUUGUGCUUAGACCGGAUGGAUGGAUUGGAGCGAGAUUCGAGCUUGGGUCGGAGGGCGUUGUUGAUGGUAUAGAGUCUUACCUUGGAAGGCUGCUUCGCUAGACACUGCAAUAGAAGAUAUUUG